AGCGGAAUUGAGUCAAGCAGCAGAUCUCGCUGUGCCGCGACCAAACGCCCUCCCUCGCUUCAAUUGCCCAUUGCCGCCGCCUCCUAAUCCCCUCCUCCUCCGGUGCUCGAUGCUGCGACAGGUCAAUUGUGUUGCAGCCGCGGCAGAUUGUGUCAAGGAUGGGCCGCCACUCGUGUUGCCAGAAGCAGAAGCUCAAGAAAGGAUUGUGGUCGCCAGAGGAGGAUGAGAAGCUGGUGAGGUACAUUACCAAGUAUGGCCACGGCUGCUGGAGUGCGGUGCCAAAGCAAGCAGGGCUUCAGCGAUGCGGGAAGAGCUGCCGGCUGAGAUGGAUCAACUACCUCAGGCCCGAUCUGAAGCGAGGUGUCUUCUCCGCAACCGAGGAGAAGCUCAUCAUUGAGCUCCAUGCUGUCCUCGGUAACAGAUGGUCUCAAAUCGCCACACAGUUGCCCGGGAGAACAGACAACGAGAUAAAAAACUACUGGAACACGUGCAUCAAGAAGAAGCUCAAGCAAAUUGGCAUCGAUCCCAACACGCACAGGCCGCUGGAUGAAGCGGGGCUGGCGGUGGCAUCUACAGGUUCCGCAUCGCCAGCCGCAAGCAUGGACAUGAACGUGAGUGUCGAGUGUAAUUUGCAUCACAGAACGACGACCUUGUACCCUUGCGCGUUUGAGGACAUUCUUUUCAACCCCACUUGCACUACUCGAUCCAUUGGUGUUGGACGCCACCACCUGCUCAAGCUCCAAGCUCUCGAGGGAAGCAGCAGCAGCAGCAGCAGCAGUAGCAGCAGCAGCAGCAACAUUCACUUGACGGAUUCUCUGGUGGAGAAAUUCCUGGCGAGUGGGCUUGAUCACACCAGGCAGCCAUCUGCAUCUUCCUACAGCUGUUACGACUCUGCGCUCAUUUCCUCGUCCUACGACAACGAGCUGCACAUGUUGCAAGGGCAUGGGCCGGGGGAUCAACGCCAGCCAGACCCAUGUCUCUUCUCCUUCCUUGCAGCGGCUGAGGAAGGAUUUGGGAUGGUCAGUAGCAGGGGGGGGCUGGCGUACUACGGCGACUCUUUCAACUCCGGGGAAGCAGUAGCUGCUGCAGCAGCAGGAGCUGGCAGCAACACGGCGAGCAGCAGUAGCGCUACAGCCACGGGGGGCGAGGAGGUGGAAGCGGAUGAGCACAGUAAUGUGGUCCAGUGGUGUGAGCUAAUGCCGGUGUCGUUCGCGGUGCACGAGUUUGAAAAAUGUCAUGAUCAGGAGGUGGCGUUGAAACAAGAGGAUCCGGGGCAGAGCCUGUGCUGGUCACAGCAAGCUGCAAUGGGCAUCGGCGUGGGCAUGUGCAUGUCUCCGGAACUGGAGCGGAUUGCAGCGGUCAUCGAUGAGAUGUAGUCCCAUCUCCUGUGGUGUGUGUCUGUGUGGGUGGUGUGUGCGUGUGUGUGUUUGUAUUUUUGGUACCUAAAGUCUAUAGAAAGUGUGACAAUGAUA
Messenger RNA from Selaginella moellendorffii, 1472 nucleotides. Its product is annotated as transcription factor MYB20-like. The record is from RefSeq and is a predicted model, not a curated record. The coding region runs from base 159 to 1376 and encodes 405 amino acids. The transcript is spliced from 3 exons. NCBI's taxonomy places the organism in Eukaryota, Viridiplantae, Streptophyta, Lycopodiopsida, Selaginellales, Selaginellaceae.